AUUGGAGUUAUUGGACAAAGACAAAAAGUCUACUACUUCAAAUUGUGCAGUUGGCAUUUUUCUUUACGACAGAUUCUGCUGCCGGAAUACCAUAAUUUGUUUUAGCAAUGGAUGUAACGAAUGUUGGACAGCUCCAUAACCGCGCUGCGGUUGUGACCUUUGGAGCCCUGCAGGUCUCGAUUGGCAUACUGUUUUUCCUGCUUAACAUUAUCGAUUUGGCAAUCAACGUACCAGGUGUCUUCAUGAACAGCGUGUGGUUUUCUGGCAUAUGGAUGGGUGGCUUUUUCAUUUUAACGGGAUCGUUCGGCAUCGUCGCUGGCCGCUUCUUACCUCCCGGAAUCCCAGCGAGAAGCCGUCAGGGAUUCCUGGUCACCGCUCUGGUCCUCAGCGUUCUGUCAUUGACUAGCACGAUCAUCGUAACUCCGUUUUCGUUCAUAUUUCCAAUACUCGUUGGCCCCUAUGAGCACAAUCAGCUGAUUCCGUUGGGCAUCACGUACUUUACCCUGUACCUGGUCAUGUUCAUCGUUAAUCUCGGACAACUGGUUUCGACGAGCGUCAACAUCCAUAAAUUGCACCCCAGUGCUCCGACUGUCGUUUACAUGGUUAAUGUACCAUCCGGUGUUCCUACCCACCAAUUUAUCACCACCGCCAUCGCGCAACCACAACCGGCGCCCAUUGUUGUGGGUCUUCCGGUACAGCAGCACAAUCCGCCGCCAUAUGUCAUCGAACAAGCUCUGGCGACACAUCCUAAAUUCUGAUUACUUGCAGUAUAAUGCAUAUACGAGCAAUCGCAUAAACCCUGCAAACUUUGCUCGACACUUCAUCAGUUGUAAUAGACACAGUCAAUGAUACAUAGUUUAUGAUAGUUAUACAAUUAACAUUGCUGGUUUGCUCCUAACUUCUUUCAUUCCUUUUCUACUGCUUAUCUUUUUAGCUCUAAAUAGGGCAAUGCCGUUAAAAUAACUAUUUAAAUCUGAAUUAUCUGCUUCAAAAAUUUGCUAUGACAAAAAAUGCAGUACGAAUUGAUUACCGGUACUUCGUCGUUUUUUUACGGUAUCGUAGCAUCAGUGAGCUACAGUCUUCGUCAUGAAUCAAAAGUUACUUCUGCAA
Paramacrobiotus metropolitanus is the source of this 1110-nucleotide messenger RNA. RefSeq lists its product as uncharacterized. The record is from RefSeq and is a predicted model, not a curated record. Bases 108 to 758 code for a protein of 216 amino acids. Lineage: Eukaryota; Metazoa; Tardigrada; Eutardigrada; Parachela; Macrobiotidae. The transcript has 2 exons.